UCGUCCUAUAAGCUAACCGUAAUGUAUAUCAUGGCCACAAAAGCACAUAUGAUCAGUACAGGCCGCUGCCAUGGCCUUCUUCUCCCUCUUGCUCCUCCUGCUCCUCACCGCCCAUGGCACGCCCCCUGCUCUCGGCUUCACGCGGAGCGACUUCCCGCCGGACUUCGUCUUCGGUGCCGCCACCUCCGCCUACCAGUACGAGGGCGCUGUAGCUGAGGAUGGCAGGAGCCCAAGCAUAUGGGACAUCUUCACUCACGCUGGGAAAAUGGCGGACAAAAGCACAGGGGACGUCGCUUCUGACGGGUACCACAAGUACAAGGAUGAUGUCAAGCUCAUGGCUGACACUAACCUGGAGGCUUACAGAUUCUCCAUCUCCUGGCCAAGGCUUAUUCCAAAUGGGAGGGGAGCUGUCAAUCCAAAGGGGUUAGAGUACUACAACAACCUUAUAAAUGAGCUGGUGAAACAUGGGAUUCAAAUCCAUGUGAUGCUUUACCAUCUUGAUUUCCCGCAAGUUUUGGAUGAUGAAUAUGGAGGAUGGUUAAGCCCUAUUAUCUAUUUCGUAACAGGUGGCACUGCAAAAUGCAGGGAGGAUUUCACGGCAUUUGCAGAUGUAUGCUUUAGAGAGUUUGGAGACAGGGUUUCCUUCUGGACUACGAUGAGCGAACCUAAUGUCAUCCCAGCCGACUCGUAUGGUAGUGGAACAUUUCCACCCGGGCGUUGCUCUGAUCCUUUUGGGCGAACAAAAUGUACCGCGGGGAACUCGACCGUGGAACCGUACAUAGCAGCUCAUAACAUGAUAUUGGCACAUGCAUCUGCUACUAGACUUUACAGAGAAAAUAUCAAGUUAGCCGUGCAAAUGGGAGUUGUUGGCAUAAAUGUUUACUCCUAUUGGACCUAUCCUUUGACGAACUGUACUCUAGGCCCAUAGGGAAACACUGGAUUAUUCUGGGUGAAAGAAAUUGUUGUUGGUGGCUUUGGCCCAUUUGAGACGAUUAUGACAUGUGGGUCCUGCAAAAACCGACGUGGCUGAUUAGUACAUUUGUAACCCUAGUAUGACAUUAUAACUCUGCUGCCCAACAUGGUGUGUAUGGAAAAGAAUCUCCUACACUUUGUAGAAGUAACUCGCCUAAGUCUUGAACAUUUGAGGUAC
This is a messenger RNA of Triticum urartu, 1150 nucleotides long. RefSeq names its product beta-glucosidase 3-like. Gene Ontology annotation, biological process: carbohydrate metabolic process. Gene Ontology annotation, molecular function: beta-glucosidase activity. Lineage: Eukaryota; Viridiplantae; Streptophyta; Magnoliopsida; Poales; Poaceae. The record is from RefSeq and is a predicted model, not a curated record.